This is a messenger RNA of Thunnus maccoyii (southern bluefin tuna), 1906 nucleotides long. RefSeq names its product zinc finger protein 706-like. The coding region runs from base 148 to 378 and encodes 76 amino acids. Lineage: Eukaryota; Metazoa; Chordata; Actinopteri; Scombriformes; Scombridae. The record is from RefSeq and is a predicted model, not a curated record. The transcript is spliced from 3 exons.
CAGCACACUUUACGGGCAUGCGCACUAGUGCAGUAAGGGCAACCCACUUGAAGCGGCGGAAGGUCCGGAGGAGCGUUUCUUGAAUCUUAUUUUGUUGUUUAUCUGCAGUAACUAAUACAGUAAUUUUUCACUGGUCUAGCAUCAGAUAUGGCCCGUGGGCACCAGAAGUUCCAGUCCCAGCAGAAGAAUGCCAAAAAGCAGGCAGAUAUCAAGAAGACCAAAGGCCAUGACCAGAAGGCAGCAGCUAAGGCUGCUUUAGUAUACACAUGCUCUGUGUGUCGGACACAAAUGCCCGACCCGAAGACCUUUAAGCAACACUUUGAAAGCAAACAUCCAAAGUCUCCGAUGCCCCCGGAGUUGGUUGGUGUGGAGGCGUAACCGAUUCACCUCUCUUUCAGUAAGACAGUUGGGACUGAUUCAGGACAGGUUUCGACAUUUUGUAAUAUUUCAGAUAAGAAGUACAACUGCAAUUAUUCCUCAUGCUGCUUAAUGUAGUAAAGCAGGGAUGGUACUUGCCUGCCUGCUCAUGGUGUUUCUUCCAGAUUGAAUUUGUGCAAAGCUUCCUCACUUGCUACAAUUUGAUCCUGGGUCAGUACUGAAGGUAGACACACAGCUGCCAGCUACCUUUUCUUGGCAUGUGCCAAAAAUGUAUCUGUUCAAUCCCUGAUUGCUUGCAAUAUUUUCUUAUCUGAUCAUUUCAAAAUGUAAUGCUGACCAGACCAGCUUGUCCACAGGCUGUACUGCCAUUACACCAUCUCAGGGCUCCCACUGUGUCAGGACAAGUUUCCAGUGUAGAAGAAAAUAUGAAUUGGCACUGCCUCAGCUGAACAAAGUUGCAAUACUGAAAUGAUGAUUGUAAGUCAUCCGUAUCCAAAUCCAGUGUACUGUUAAAACCACUAUGGAUUUUUGACUGAAGCAAAGUUGUGAUCCACCAGGGUUGGAGUCAUAAAUAUAGUUUAUUCACACUGACUUAUUAAUUCCUAAUGAGCUUGGAAAGACACUAAUUCAGAACCACUAAUAAUGUGUUCUUUUGAAUUCAUUUCAAUUUAGCUCCAUUCUGCACUGAUUUUUAGUUUUCGUCAUCUAGAUAAUUUCUAAAUUGUUAAGUCUGUAAUUUUUGUUGAUAUAAAGAAUAUAUUAAACACAUCGUGCUACACGGGUACUGAAACUGCGUUACAUUUUCCCCUUACUCUCUCAUGUACAGUAGAGGUAUAAAAGUUGACCAGAGAGGGCACUGCAAGUCUGCUCAUAGUAAACCCUUUCCUGACACAAUUUCAUGAACUUCGAGCAAUGUGAUGACUGUUUAAAACAUUCAUCUUGUCUUUGACCCUGUUAGGAGUGGUCUGUUCAGUGAAUUAGGAUGAAGAUAAAAGUUUGCACUGUGUGUUCACACUAACGAUCUACUCCUACCCCCCAGUUUGUUGUAAUGAGUUAAGUGACAUAAUUGUGUGCACCAGUGUAGUAUUUGCUAAUGAUUUUGUUCAUCACUAUUUGUAUUGUCAGCUGUGUAACUGUCCAGAAAACCUGUCACAUUGUCAUUGGAUGACAUAUGUGAAAAAGAUCCCAAUUGCAGUCUCACACUCUUUACUGUUACCCCAUCAUUAUGGUGCAAAAGUAUUUUGAUUCUUACCUGCAUUAAAAGGUCUGAUCUACAUUACACUGUAAGGUAGCUUUGGUUCUUAUUUUUAUAUUAGCUUCUUUUCAUAGCAUGCUAACAGAGAUUUAAUUUAUCAAAAGAAACUAUUUUCAAUACAUUUGGACCUACAGGUCAUUAACCACUGACAUUGUAUCACUGUGCUAAAGUCUGGACUGACAACCAGCCAUGUUUUUACUUUUGUAAUGUUCAUACCUUUGUCCACGUAAUGUAAUGUAUAGCCUUUUAAUAAAGGUGUUACUUUUAGAUUAA